GCCGAUGAAAAGCCAGUUGGUUACCGCACCUCGUGACAAUCGCAUUAAAGCAAUAACAUUGAAUUUUAUGAAUUCUUAUUGAUGAUCAACCGCUGGACGGUGACACCGAAUGGUUUAUUAUCUUGUCUGGUUGAGGAGGGAAAAAAUAGAGAGAGUAGAAACUGCAGUGAAGAACGUGUGAUAGAAAUUUAUAAUUUUCAAUUUUUCUCCUGCCGAUAGUUGAAUUUGUGAAAAGGUUCAAACAAAUUUUCUGUGAAAAUUGUCGCAAUUAAUAAAUUAAGAUGACGACAUUCCUAAAAACAGUGACGGAAAACUAUCGGGAUUUAAUGGACAACAAAAGCGAUCCUCGAGUGAACGACUGGCCCUUGAUGAGUGGUCCUCUUCCAACAUUUCUCAUAUGCAUAUCCUAUGCUUAUUUCGUCAAAGUACUGGGCCCAAAACUCAUGGAGAAUCGUAAACCAUUAAGUCUCCGGAGAAUAAUGAUAGCCUACAAUUUAUUUCAAGUUAUAUUCUCAACUUGGCUGUUUUACGAGAGCCUUGCUGCUGGUUGGUGGAAUGAUUACUCAUUCAGGUGUCAGCCCGUUGACUACUCAAGGAGGCCAAAGGCUAUGAGGAUGGCGAGUGGAUGCUGGUGGUAUUUUAUAUCAAAAUUCACCGAAUUUCUCGACACGUUGUUCUUCGUAUUGAGAAAGAAGAACGAUCACAUCUCCACUCUUCAUGUUAUUCAUCAUGGGAUUAUGCCAAUGUCCACUUGGUUUGGCGUUAAGUUUACGCCAGGUGGUCAUUCGUCGUUCUUCGGUCUGCUGAACACAUUCGUACAUAUUGUUAUGUAUGGCUACUACCUUUUGGCAGCACUAGGACCAAGGGUACAGCCGUACUUGUGGUGGAAGAAGUACCUGACAACCCUUCAAAUGGUACAAUUCGUCCUCGUGUUCAUUCACACGUUCCAAUUGCUCUUCACUGAGUGCAAUUAUCCAAAGGCAUUUGUCUGGUGGAUUGGAAUGCACGCUGUUCUCUUCUUCUUCCUCUUCAGGGACUUUUACGUCAAGGCCUACACCAGGAGGAAGGCGAGAAAGAUAUCGUUGUUAGCAGAAAAAGAGCAGAAGCAGGUGAAAAUUAAUGGCUUUGCCAAUGGCAAUGGAAAAUUCAUCAAAAAUGGCUCUGCUUAUCCCAAUGAGUACAAAAUAGUCACUGGAUAUAUCAGCGACGAUGGCCUGAGAAAUCGUGUCUUCAUCAGUAAUCGCAGUUUCGAGGAGUGAUUAAGGACUGGGGUGGCAGUGAUCUCCAUUAUGAGAGGGAGAGAAAUUAAUUUUUUUUUUUCAUGUUGAAUCGUUCACAUUUCACACAAUUUCGGGAGGGGAGCUAUUUAUUCAUUUCGCUAUUGAUGGUUUACUUCUCUGCUGAAGAUAUGGUACAUCGAAUUAGCUUACAUGACUAAGAGGAAGAAAAAAAAAUGAGUGAUGAAGCUUUGAAAAGGUGAGAUAAUUCAGCAAAUGAUGAUACAAUUUUUGCUGAUUUUAAUCAUGUUACUACUUCUCGACUGGUGUAUUUUCCCAUAUUUUUUAUAAUUAUGAGCCAUCAACAUUCAUGCGAUAUUCAGUGUCAUUGUAUGAUUGCUUGAGCAUGUGUGAUUGUAUGAGAGAUUUUUUUUCAAUAGUUUUGGUGGCCACAUUGUUGAAUCCAAAUUCCAAAGAUGUUUUCAUAAGCCCUUGAUAUCUCAAUAUAUACAUAUACUUGUAAAUGUGUGCGACAUAAGCGAGUGUUUUCUAUCCAUUGAGAUGAGAAUUUUAAGACUUUAUUAAUUAUAAACUGUUAGAAUGUCUCAUAGAUUGACAAUUUCACUGUUAAUUCUGUGGUCGGUGAGAAUAAAAUGAUUAUGACUUCAUUUGUCCGAUGAAAUUGUGGGAGCUAAAACCACUUCAAUCUGCAAUUAUGGAAUAUUUGAAAAAUAAUUUUAAUGCCGAUGCAUUAUCAUGUGAUGGUAAUGCAUUGUGUAUUCAAUCGAUAAUCUCAAAUAGGCAAUUUUUAGAAUAGAUUAGAAUAGUCUUGGCUAUGAGUUAUCAAAUUUCCGAUCAUGUAAUAAUUGUUUUUGUACUUUAGCCAUGUGUUAGAUGUUAAUGUUAUAUUUAUGAAGAUACAUGUGUAUUUAGGAGUAAGAAGUGAUAGAUAAUAAACUUUAGUCACACCUUGAAUGACCGCCAGUUGGUAAAUAUAAAAUAUGGCGUAACCACCGGUAGGUCAGGUAGGUCGCAGGAGUAUAAAGAGUAUUUGAAAAUAGGCGCGAGGAAAUUAGCAAAAUCAGUGCUCUUGCCAAUCAUGUGUUGACAAAUCAAAUGAGAAAGAAAUCAGAGGAAAGUGAUUAUUGAAAGAAGUGAAAAAAAAAAAAAAUACUAGUGACGCGAUCCCGUCAGUCACUGGGAAGUCCACUGGUGAAAGUGGCCAUCGGGCCCUCACACGUUGUUGAUUGAAAGUAUUCAGGCAGAUAGCAUGUCUACUCUCAAAUCCAAAAUGCAUAAUCCAAUAAUAAAAAUUUCAUUCCAAUUCCAAUGAAAUAAUGAGAAAUAAAUUAAUGUAAUUAUUUAAAAAUUGUAAGAUCAUUUUUUUGUAAUCGCUAAAAUUUUAUGACACUGGAAAAUAAAAUAUGUGUAUAUAAAUAUA
Molecule: messenger RNA, 2658 nt
Organism: Diachasmimorpha longicaudata
Lineage: Eukaryota; Metazoa; Arthropoda; Insecta; Hymenoptera; Braconidae
Product: very long chain fatty acid elongase 7-like
Exons: 4
Coding region: 282-1259 (325 amino acids)
Biological process (GO): very long-chain fatty acid biosynthetic process; fatty acid elongation, saturated fatty acid; fatty acid elongation, monounsaturated fatty acid
Cellular component (GO): endoplasmic reticulum membrane
Molecular function (GO): fatty acid elongase activity
Source: RefSeq, a predicted model, not a curated record